AUGAAAGGCACCAUUUUAAGCAGAAAAGAAAAACGGAAACUGGAAAGGACGCAAAAAAAAAGGAAUAAACUACUUUUUUCAAAUAAAAAAAAGAAAUUCAAAAGAAAUGAUAAUACAAAUGAAGAAAUGCCACUUAAAAUACAUAAAAAUGUAAAUAACCAUGAAAAAGGAAAACAAAUGAGAGAUACAAAAAAUGAUUCGAUUGAAAAAAGUUCGAUCAAAGGUAAUAAGAAAAAGAGAAACUCUUAUUCUAAUGAUUUAAGUGAUGCAUUCCAAAAAAAGAAAGCCAAAAAGAUGAAUAGGAGUAUACGUGAUUUAGACGAAGAUCAAAAAAAGGACGAAUAUUUGCUAUCAUAUUUAUCUAAAAAGUUAAAAAUAAAUAAUAACAAGCAUAAUGAGGAAAAACUUUUUAAUGAAUUAACAAAAGAUGGGUUUGAUUCAAAUUUGUUAAAGUUGACUGAUAUUAUUUUUGAUGAUUUUCAAAAGAAACGUUCCAAUAAAAAGGGGAAUAAAAAACUAAAAAAUAGGAAGGAAGCAAAGGAAGAAGAAGAGGAAGAUGAGGAGGAAGAAGAUGAGAAUGAAGAGGAAGAAGAUGAGGAAGAGGAAGAGGAAGAUGGGGAGGAGGAAAUAGAUGAAGAUGAAGAAGAUGAGGAGGAAGAUGAGGAGGAGGAAGAGGAAGAGGAAGAUGAUGAGGGGGAAGAUGAGGAGGAGGGAGAAGGUGAAGAAGACGAAGUAGAUGAGGAGGAAGAUGAGGAGGAAGUAGAUGAAGAAGAUGAUGAGGAGGAAGAUGAGGAGGAAGUAGAUGAAGAAGAUGAUGAGGAGGAAGAGGAAGAGGAAGAUGAUGAGGGGGAAGAUGAGGAGGAAGAUGAGGAGGAAGUAGAUGAAGAAGAUGAUGAGGAGGAAGUAGAUGAAGAAGAUGAGGAAGACGAGGAAGAGGAAAUAGAUGAAUAUGAAGUAGGUGAAGCGAAAAAAACGCAAACGAAAGGAAUUGCGAAAAAGGAAAAUUAUACGAAGAAAAGGCAAGUAAACUACAAAGAGGAAGAAAAAAAAAUCGAAAAGUUUCUUAUGUUGUCAUUAAAUAAAACAUCGGAAUUUAAUAUAAAAUGUAUUAUAGAAGAUAUUUGUAAAUAUUUUCAUGACAUAAAAGAUUCAAAUUUAAAAUUAACUUUUGUUAAUUCCCUUGUUAAAAUAAUAUCAAAUAAUUUCAAAAAUGCAAAUAUUACAGACACACAUAUAUACAUAUUUGUAGUUAUGGUGUGUGUAUUAAAUAAUUUGACUUAUCGAAAAUUAUUGAAAGAUUUUUUAAAAGAAUUAGUUAUAAUUUUUAAAACAUAUUUCAAGAACAACAUUAAUUUGAUGAAACGUGUAGAAAGAGAGAAUGAAAUAAUAAAUAUUAAUCUAAUAAAGAAUGAAGAAAAUGGUAAAAAAAAUAAUACAAUGAUUAAAAUUACCACAAACACAGAAAAUGAGGAGAUAAAUGAUGCAUAUGAUAACAAUAAUAAUGUUGAGGGUCCUAAUAAAUUCGAAAAACAAUCAUUGGAAGAUAAAUCAAUUAGUCAAUCUGAAUAUGAUAAAUAUCAAGAUUUUAAAAUAAUUUUAAGAAACUUAUUAAAGUGUUUUAGUUUAUUUUAUGCUUUAAAUUAUGUCGAUUUUGAUUUCAUAACAGAUAUAAUUAACGUCUUAUGUGAAUAUAUAAGUAUUAAUAGUGUAGAUAAUAUAAUUAUAAUUUUAAAAAUAUGUGGAUUGAAAUUAAAAAAUGAUGAUGUUUCUCAUUUAAAUUAUAUUACAGAUCAUUUAAAAAAAGAAGUUGAUAAUUAUAUUUUAAAAAAUAAUAUAUAUUUAGAAAAAAGUAAACUUCGAUUUUUGAUUAAGGAUAUAGAAGACUUAAAAAAUGGAAAAAUGAAAUUUUAUUUUUUAAAUAGAUUUGAAUUCCUUUCUAAUAUAUUAAACGAAUUUGAAAAGAAAUAUGAGUUUAAAAAGGAUAUUGUAUCAUUUUCUUUUCAAAAUAUGUUCAAAAAAGAUGAUAAAACAAAGAGAAAGACAAACGAAUUAAACAUGACUACAGAGGGAGAAAACGAAAGUGAUGAUACCAAUGCAAAUGGUGAAAAAAAUAAAUCCUACGAAAACAAUAAUAGUAAUAAAUAUGAAAAAAAAAACAUGAAAGAAAACAAUUUUAAUAAAUUGAAUUACUUAGUUGGAGAGGAAGAAACUAACUCGAAUGAACUCCACUACAAUAAAAUGCUAAAAAAAUAUAAAAUACAAGGAAUAUUAUCUAAAAAAAUAUUUUUAAUUGUUAAAAAUAGUUUAGAUAUAGAAGAAUGUGUUCAUAAUUUAUCCGUAAUAUUAAAAAAUGAAAAAAAUAUACCUCAUGUUAUUCAGACAAUUAUACAAAUAAUUUUAUAUGAUAAAAAAUAUAAAGUUGCUUAUUGCAGAAUAUUAAGUAAUAUAUCAAAAUUUAAAAAUAGAGUAUUCUUAUUCAGUUUAAAAACAAUUGUUAUUAAUUUUAUUAAAAAUAUUAAUAAUUAUGAUUUAAAAAAAAUACUGUUUUUAAGUAAGCUAUUUAUCUUUUUAUUAAAAGAAAAUUUGAUUAAUUUCAAAAUUUUUAAAUUCAUUAAUAUAGAUGAAAAUGAUGAUCAAACAGAACAAAAAAAUAAUUCAACUGCCUUUAAUUUGCAUUUUUUUUUUAAAACUAUUUUUAUACUAAUAUCGAUUGACGAAAAAUCUACUGACCCAUCAAAAAAUGCUCAAUUAUGGGAAAAUAUAUCCCAAGUUUUACACAACGGCCAAAUUAGUAGUUCCUACUUUUAUUCGUUUAAGAAAAUUAUUAAGAAAUACAUAUUUGAUGAAGAAGAAAAUAUUAAAUGUGUAUAUCCACAUUUUAACAUGAAAUAUAUACAAUGUUUUCAUAAAUUUUUAGAAAAAAAAACAAAAAGGAAUAUAUAG
Plasmodium yoelii is the source of this 2943-nucleotide messenger RNA. Its product is annotated as conserved Plasmodium protein, unknown function. Gene Ontology annotation, molecular function: RNA binding. Gene Ontology annotation, cellular component: nucleolus. Bases 1 to 2943 code for a protein of 980 amino acids. The record is from RefSeq and is a predicted model, not a curated record. Gene Ontology annotation, biological process: ribosomal small subunit biogenesis. The transcript has 2 exons. NCBI's taxonomy places the organism in Eukaryota, Apicomplexa, Aconoidasida, Haemosporida, Plasmodiidae.